Molecule: messenger RNA, 5080 nt
Organism: Vigna unguiculata (cowpea)
Lineage: Eukaryota; Viridiplantae; Streptophyta; Magnoliopsida; Fabales; Fabaceae
Product: receptor-like protein EIX2
Source: RefSeq, a predicted model, not a curated record
AUGAAAAAACACUUGUUUCUUUACAAUAGUUGGGUUAAAAAUGACUUGCUCCUUUUUUAUGGUUCUGUUUGUUUAUUCGCUUUUUAUGUCAACUUUUAGUGUGUGCAGAGAGACGAUAUGCAUUGGAAGUGAGAGAGAGACACUGUUGAAGUUGAAGCAUCAUCUCACAGAUCCUUCAAAUAGGCUUUCUUCUUGGAAUGUCUCUGUGAAUCCCAAUUGCUGCGAGUGGGAUGGAGUUGUCUGCAACAACUUUACAUCUCAUGUUGCAGAGCUUCAUCUCAGAACUUCAUUUCCUGAUUUCGAUUAUCCAUUAUAUUACGAAGAUUACGAAGAAGCAUUGGAAGAUCACAGUAGACGGGCCUUGGGUGGAGAGAUAAAUCCUUGUUUGGUUGAUUUGAAGCAUUUGAAUUACUUGGAUCUCAGCGGCAAUCAUUUUCCAAGUACUCCAAUUCCUUCCUUCAUUGCAACAAUAACUUCUUUAACACACCUCAAUCUUUCUUAUGCUGGAUUCAUGGGAAAUAUUCCUUCUCAGAUUGGAAAUCUCUCCAAUUUGCUCUAUCUUGACCUCUCUUAUGUUGCCAACGGAACAAUUCCUCCCCAGAUAGGGAGUCUCUCCAAUUUACUCCACCUCCACCUCAGAGGUGGAUAUUAUGAAGAAUCUUUGUUUCUUGAAAAUAUUAAUUGGCUAUCAAGUCUUUCCAAAAUUCGUUAUCUUACAUUGAGCAGCAUUUGGUCACGUAGAGGAGGUAUGCUAAUUCCUUCUUCUCUUGGUUCAAUGAACUCCUUAGUUCACUUGGACCUCUCUUAUUCUGAAUUCAUCGGCAACUUUCCUCCUCAGAUUGGAAAUCUUUCUAAAUUAGUGUAUCUAGACCUAAGCGGUGCUGCCAAUGGAACACUUCCCUCUCAAAUUGGAAAUCUCUCUAAUUUGUUGUAUCUUGACCUUGGAAGUGAUCUAACUUCGAUUCCUAAAAAUGUUGACUGCUUGUCAAGGCUUACAAAGCUUGAAUAUCUUGAUUUAGGAGGUGCAAACCUAUCCCAAUCAUUUCAAUUGCUUCAUACCCUCCAAGCUCUUCCUUCUUUGAUGCACCUAUAUUUGUCGAGAUGUACACUUCCUCACUACAAUCAACCAUCAUUUCUUAACUUCUCGUCUCUCCUCACUCUUGAUCUUUCUGAGGUUUAUUAUCAUUCUGCAAUUUCAUUUGUUCCAAAGUGGGUAUUUGGACUGAAGAAACUUGUUUCUCUAUUUUUAUAUGCUAACAACUUUGAAGGUCCAAUUCUUGAUGAUUUUCGAAACCUCACACUUCUUGAAAAUCUUGAUUUGAAGGAAAAUUCAUUUUCAUCUUCUAUACCUCAUUGGUUUUAUAGUAGUUUUCCUCAUCUCAAGUUCUUGGACCUAUCAUAUAACAACCUACAAGGAAAUAUUUCUGAUGCCUUAGGAAAUGUGACUUCUCUAGUUACACUUGAUAUGUCAAACAAUCAACUUGAAGGUCCAAUUCCAACUUCUUUUGGUUCUCUUUGCAACUUAAGGGUGAUACAAUUCUCAUAUCUCAAACUCAAUCAGCACAUUAAUGAAAUUUUAGAUAUUCUUGCUCCUUGUAUUUCCCAUGGACUCAAAACACUUGAAGUUAGAAGUUCUCAAAUUUCAGGUAAUCUAACAAACCAAUUUGAGGUUUAUAAAAAUAUUGCCACACUAAAUUUUUAUGAAAACAAAAUUGGUGGAGAACUCCCAAUAUCACUCGGAAAACGUUCAUCACUAAGAUCUCUUUCUCUAUCCUAUAAUCAGCUUAGAGGAAAUCCAUUUGAAAGUCUUAGACCACUCUCUGAAUUGUCAUAUCUUGAUAUUGGUUAUAAUAAUUUUGAAGGAGUUGUCACGAAAGAUCAUCUAACAAAUCUUACGAGUUUGUAUGAGUUUUUUGCACCAGGAAACAAUUUGACUUUAAAAGUGGGUCCAAAAUGGUAUCCUACUUUUCAACUUACUUAUUUGGAUAUGAACUCUUGGAAAUUAGGUCCCAACUUUCCUUCAUGGAUUCAAUCACAAGACAAACUUAAUUAUUUAGCGAUGCCUAACACGGGAAUUUUGGAUUCUAUUCCCUAUUGGUUUUGGAAAACAUUUUCUGAAGCUUCUUUUCUAAAUCUCUCUCAUAAUCAUAUCCAUGGUGAGCUUCAGACUACUUUAAAGAAUCCAAUAUCUAUAAUUGGUGUUGAUCUAAGUGCAAAUAAGUUAAGUGGCAAAUUUCCUUACCUUUCAAAUGGUGUGGGUUUUUUGGACCUUUCAAGCAAUUCAUUCUCCAAAUCCAUGGAUGAUUUUUUAUGUAAAGGUCAAGAGAAGCCAAUGAAAUUAGAAUUUCUCAAUCUUGCAUCGAAUAACUUAUCAGGGGAAAUACCAGAUUGUUGGGACAUCUGGCCAUAUCUAAUGGAUGUAAAUUUACAAAAUAAUAAUUUUGUUGGAAACAUUCCCCAAUCCAUGAGUUCCUUAAUAGAGCUAGAAUCAUUAAGCAUCCGUAAAAACUUGCUUUCGGGAACAUUUCCUACAAUUUUGAAAAAGACCAAUAAAUUGAUUUUGUUGGAUCUUGGAGAAAAUAAUUUUUCAGGAACAAUUCCAACUUGGGUUGGAGAAAGUUUUUUAGAUAUGAAGGUUCUUAUCCUUCGAUCAAAUAGAUUUUCGGGUCAUAUUCCUAAUAAAAUAUGUGAUAUGAGUCUUCUUCAAGUGUUAGACUUUGCACAAAAUAAUUUGACUGGAAACAUACCUACUUGUUUUAACAGUUUGAAGACCAUGACACAGAUGAACAAAAGUACAAAUGCUCUUAUCUAUUGUUCUGCUAUAAACUAUACAUUUGAAUAUUCAGAUUAUCCUGUAAUCAGUGUUCUUCUUUGGUUGAAAGGAAGAGGAGAUGAAUACAAAAACUUUCUCGGGUUGGUAACAAGCAUUGAUUUGUCGAAUAACAAAUUAGUAGGAGAAAUACCGAGAGAAGUCACAGAUUUAAAUGGUUUGAUGUUUUUGAACUUGUCCCACAACCAAUUUAGUGGUCACAUUCCACAGAAUAUCGGUAAUAUGGAAUCAUUGUUGGCCAUUGAUUUUUCAAGGAAUAAACUUUCUGGUGAAAUCCUCCAACCAUUUCAAAUUUGAGCUUUCUAAGCAUGCUAGACUUGUCUUAUAAUCAUUUGAAUGGAAAAAUUCCAACAGGAACUCAAUUGCAAACCUUUGAUGCCUCAAACUUUAUUGGCAACAAUCUAUGUGGCCCACCACUACCCAUCAGUUGCAUCUCCAAUGACAAAAGCUAUGAUCAGAAUGGCAAAGGGAGUGAUGAUAGGCAUGGAGUGAACUUAUUUUAUAUAGCAACGUAGGGUGGUUGGGAGGCAACGGCUGAAAUUUUUGGCUAUUUCAAAAAUACAGGGUAUGAAAGAAAAAGGGGGGAGAACCGUUUGAAAGGGGAGAACACAGAGGGAGAUAAUAAGAUGAAGAAGAAAAAGGCAACAAGGAAGGGAGGGAAAGAAGCAGCUCGAACAAAGAAAGAUUUGGGGCUACAACACAAGCUAAAAAGCUCCGAGGUAAGUCCUGCACCUCCAAUACUUGAGUGAGCAUGAUGUAGGUGUGUUAGGUGUCAUGUUUCGUUAAAAUCCUUGAAUGCCAUGAAUGAAGAUGAGAUGAUGUAUCUGUGUGCGUGGCAUUAUCUGUUUAUCUAUGCAUGCAUAUAUUGCUCAUAGUUGUUACUUAAGUGCGGGGAAGGAGAAUACGUCUGAACACCACCUUCAUACUUUACACGCUUCAUUCUCUCUCUUCACCUGUGCAAGCGUAACACCCAAACCAGUUUCAUCCACUACCCCAUCAUCCUCUCUGUUUCACCAUCAUUCUUCACCACAUAACCAAACAGAUUCUCACCAUUUUUACUCGUUCAUCCUAACACAGUUUGGAUCAUUAAUACACCAGAAAACUUAUCACCACCUUCUUCCCGUCGCACUCAACACAAACACACGAUUCUUCCAUCAUCAUUUUCACAUUCACCUGCAUAAAAAACCAAAUAAAAAGCAGAUUAACUAUCCUCCAUCGUUAGCCCCCGCUCCAACGUUUUCAUAACACACCAAACCCUCGCGUCUCAAAACCCAAAAAUCCAAAUUCCAGAACAGAGAAACAGAGAAGAAAGAGAAAUCGCUGGCGGCAUUGCCCCCGGCGAGUCGGACAUUGAAUGGGCUGAAUGAUGGCAGCUCCGUCACGGUUGGGAGCACUGUAGUGGGGUUCUGUGAUGCGGAUUCCAAACCUUGGUGACUCGCGUAAGAAGAAGAAUGAGAGGCUUGGGGCGCAGCGGAGGCGAUCUGGGUCGCGAAGGCCAGGGGUUGGGUUUCCAUGGUGCUCGUGUGUCCCAAUCACGGUGGCCGGUACGGCGACGGCUCCGGUGUGAAACGGAGGUGGUGGCAGCGACGUUGGUUGGUCGUCAGAGCCGCGAAAGACGCAGUAGCCAACUGGUUCUGUGGUGCGCGAGAACGAAGACGUCGAGCCUCCGGCGGAGGUCGUUGGUGGCGGCUAAAAUGCAGACGCGGUCCCAGGGUUUGGAGUUGUGGUGGUGGCGCGGUGAAGCAGAGACAGAGGUGAACGGUGACAGGGGUUGGAGUUGUGGUGGUGUCGAGAAGGAGAGGCUGCCGUGAAUGGAGGGUGAUAUUGUUGGUCCGAGCACAUGUAGGAGAAGGGAAGAAACCCCUGUAGGUUUCUGUUCGUGAAGAAGAUGAAUACCCACGGGAGUUGGAGUCUUUGCACACAUGAAGGACUUGGGCUGAACGUUUCUGCUCUACACACUCCUAUUUUUUAAUCUUUGCACCUUACUUUUAUGUGUGGCCUGAUGUGUAUUUCCUCUUUCUUUGUGCAGCAUCCUGUUUUACUGAUCUUACUCCCCACGUUUUAUUGUCAUUUUUGGGCUUCUUUUCUUUCUUUACUUCCCGCACCUUUAACUCAUUUCUCUCACCCUCCUUUGCUUUGGAAACUCCUUUGUGCACCUCCAUAGUUGCUGAUCUCGCACCGUUUGUUUUGGAUCUAAUUGUGUUUGCUGUUUGCACCCCCAAAUUUCACACAUUUCUUUUUUUUAAUCUA